UUGCUCCGCACGGCUUCUGAAGGCGCCAUAAUCACUAUUUCAGAUUCUCGACUCAACGUCACUGUAGUGUCUUCACGAUAUAAUCGGACGCUUCAAUCUGCUAUAGCAUUCACAUCUUCGUUUUUGUUCCCUAAUAAACUGUCUGUACCGCAAGUAUACAUACAGGCUUCAAAUUUCACAUUUCUGUGUGCUAGUCCUAAUUGCGCGUGCCAUAAAAUAAAAGAUGGAGAGGCCAGUUCGAGAAGAAGAGAAGCAGACGUGGUUAGAACUCAGAGCGCUUUCUUCCAUGCCAAGGAUCCAUUCCAAAUAAUCGACGAGCGGUACGAGUAUUUCGUUCAACGUUCGCCAGCGCAGCUGAGAAGAGAAGCAGACGUGGUUAGAACUCAGAGCGCUUUCUUCCAUGCCAAGGAUCCAUUCCAAAUAAUCGACGUUGCUCUUGGGAGGUAUGUGUGCCGUCGGAAAGCCCUCCCUUGUUUCGGAAAGUCGUACUGUUUGAGCUACGAGUUCCUAAGCCAGCUUCUAAAUGAAACGACAACUCGUAAAAAAGUGAUGUAUGAAGAAGGUUCGCGCUAUGUUGUGGAAAAAUUGAAUCUAGUAGAAGCUUACGGAGUUCUUUAUCAUGUAGCUGAAACCAUCGCAAAUCUAAGAAGAUUCCCUCAUACAAAUAGCAUUCAGGUCUUCUCUGGUCAUGAUGUAACACUUGCGCCGAUAUUAAUGGUACUAAAAGUACCAUUCAUAGAUCCACCACACUAUGUAUCACGUCUAGUUUUC
Cooperia oncophora is the source of this 771-nucleotide messenger RNA. The record is from the annotation of a GenBank genome assembly. Lineage: Eukaryota; Metazoa; Nematoda; Chromadorea; Rhabditida; Trichostrongylidae.